AUGUCCAACAGCAGCUCCAUCAGCCACUUCCUCCUGCUGGCAUUGGCAGACACGCGGCAGCUGCAGCUCCUGCACUUCUGCCUCUUGCUGGGCAUCUCCCUGGCUGCCCUCCUGGGCAACGGCCUCAUCAUCAGCGCUGUAGCCUGCGGCCACCACCUGCACACGCCCAUGUUCUUCUUCCUGCUCAACCUGGCCCUCAGCGACCUGGGCUCCAUCUGCACCACUGUCCCCAAAGCCAUGCACAAUUCCCUCUGGGACACCACGACCAUCUCCUGCACAGGAUGUGCUGCACAGCUCUUCUUCUUUUUUUUCUUCAUCUCAGCAGACUAUUUCCUCCUGACCAUCAUGUGCUACGACCGCUACGUGUCCAUCUGCAAACCCCUGCACUACGGGACCCUCCUGGGCAGCAGAGCUUGUGCCCACAUGGCAGCAGCUGCCUGGGCCAGUGCCUUUCUCUAUUCACUGCUGCACACAGCCAAUACAUUUUCCCUGCCCCUGUGCCAUGGCAAUGCCCUGGGCCAGUUCUUCUGUGAAAUCCCACACAUCCUCAAACUCUCCUGCUCCAAAUACUACUUCAGGGAAAUUGGGCUAAUUGCUUUUAGUGCUUGUUUAGCAUUUGGUUGUUUUGUGUUCAUUGUUUUCUCCUAUGUGCAGAUCUUCCUGGCUGUGCUCAGGAUCCCCUCUGAGCAGGGACGGCACAAAGCCUUUUCCACCUGCCUCCCUCACCUGGCUGUGGUCUCUCUGUUCCUCAGCACUGCAGUGUUUGCCUACCUGAAGCCUCCCUCGAUCUCCUCCCCAUCCCUGGAUCUGGCCCUGUCAGUUCUGUAUGCGGUGGUGGCUCCAGCCCUGAACCCCCUCAUCUACAGCCUGAGGAACCAGGAGCUCAAGGCUGCAAUCAGCCAGACCUACCUGUUCCACGUUCACUCGGUUCCAUGGGGUCCCACACUGUCCCAGUGGUCCUUUGCUUCCAUGAGGCCCUGAGGUGUCAUAAUGCCCCCUUGGUGACACCAGGCCCUGAAGGGUCCUAAUGGUCUCCAUGGUUCCAUCAGGCCCCACAGAGUCAUAAUGGUCUCUGGGGUCCAUGAAGCCCUGGUGUGUCACCAUGGCCCCUUGGUUCCAUGGGCUCCAGUGGUGCCACAAUGAUCCCCUUGGUUUCAUGAGGUCCCCACAGUGUCCCAGGGAUCUCCAUGGGAAGGAAAGAACCCAGCCCCAGUGUUGCAGGGGCCGUCACCAGAGGCCAUGGCCAGCCAGACUUGACAGUACUGGCAGAUUUUGCCUGGGAGCAACCCUUGGAUGUAUGGAAUUUUAGAGGUGGAAUCCCAAUUUCAGACAUGGACACCCAGAGAAGGAUGGUUCUGUUCCAUAGGAAGGAAAGCAUGGAACUCCAGUGUUUCAGGGCAGAUGAAAAUCGGCCAUCAGAGGCCUAGGCCAGCCACACCUCUCUGUCCUGGUAGCUUUUGUCUGAAAGGAACCCUUGGAUAUAGGGAAUUUGGGAGACGGAAACCAAAUUUUGGCCACUUCUGUGUAGAUAAGAUAGAUCAUUCUUUUCCAUAGGAAGGAAAGCCCAGAGCCCAUAUGUUUCAAAGGCAGAAGAGGAGAGAGGUGGCUCCUGGAAUGGUAUUAAUGAUAUCCUCAGGCCAGGUCUUAUGAGCUCUUGGGGACCUAUAUUACACCAAAGAUAGUUCAGCCACCUCAGAUGGCAUAAAAUCAGCAUGAUGGCUUCAGUGGUAGUGUUGGAAACAGAAAGGUUUUUAAAAAAGAUAAAAUAACAAAGGUCUUUACAGAGAAAACCUAAGCCAGCGGCAAGAAGCUCUUGCUUCCGGUAAAAACCCCACAAAAGUGUUUAGUUCCUUUUUUCCACUUUUUCUAGUAAAUUGUUUAGGAAGGACCUUUUGGCUUCUGUCCAGUUAUCUAUCCUUAAGUUUGAAGUAAAGUCCCAAAAGUCCUAUGAGAUGUCUUUUUACCAAAGUGAGGAGAGAAACUUCUGGGCUUUUCCCUUUUUAAGGAGACAAGGAUAAUUUGGUUACUCCGUCAACAGGGGGCACAUUCCUACACUGGGAGGCCAAGCCUGCCAGACCUGUUUGUCCCGGCAGCUUUUAUCAUGGAGGAAUCCUUGGUUAUAUUGAAUUUGGGACGAGGAAUCUCAAUUUUGACCAUGGACACCUUGAGAAAAAGGAUGGUUCUUUUCCAUUGGAACAAAAGCACCAAUGUUUCAAAAGCAGGUGAGAGGCAGCCACCAAGAGGCCAAGGGCAGCCAGACCUGUCUGUCCUGGCAGCUUUCACUGGGGAGAAAUCCUUGUAUGUAUGGAAUUUUGGAGUGGAAUCCCAGUUUUGGCCAUGGGCACCUGGUCAAGAUGGAUAGUUUUUUUCCUAUAGGAAAGAGAAGUGCGAAGUCCAAGUGUUCUGGAAGAAGAUGAGAGGUGGCCACCUUCAGGCCAAGCCAGCGAGACCUGUCUCUCCUGGCACCUUUCAUCUAGGGGCUAUCCUUGGACAUAGGGCAUUUUGGAGGUGGAAUCUCAGUUUUGGCCAUGGCUGCCUGGACAGGAAGAAGAGAUCUUUUCAUUAGGAAGGAAAGCGCAGAGCCCCAGUGUUUCAGAGGCAGAUGAGUGACAGCCCUCAGGAAGCCAGACUAGUCAGCCCUGGCAGCUUUUGUCUGGGAGUUAUCCUUGGAUAUAGGAAAUUCUGGAGGCAGAUCCCCAAUUUUGGCCAUGUGUGCCUGGUCAAGAUGGAUGGUUUUAUCCGAUAAGAAAGAAAAGCACAUGAUCCCAGUGUUUCAAAGACAGAUGAGAGGUGGCCCCUGGAUGGCCAAGGCAGCCAGACCUGUUACUCCUGGCGGAUUUCAUCUGGAAACAAUCUUUGUGUAUAAGGAAAUUUGGAGGAGGAAUCCCAGUUUUGACAAUGGGGCCCUGGAGGAGAAGGACAGUUGUCUCCCCUAGGAAGGAAAGCCCAGAGCCCCAGUGUUUCAGGGGCAGAUGAGAAGCAGCCCUCUACAUGCCAAGGUCAGCUGGACCUGUCAGGUGGUCUCCAGGAGGCCCAGCCAGCCAGACCUGUUCCAUGUUCCCUUGGUUUCGUGGGACCCCACAGUGUCACAAUGGUCUCCUUGGUUCCAUGAGGCCCUGGAGUGUCACAAUGUUCCCCUUUCUUCUGCAGUGUCACAAUGGCCCCAUGUUUCCAUGAGGCCUUGCAAUGUCACAAUGGCUUCGUGGUUCCACAAAGCCCUGAUGUGUCACCAUGGACCCUUGGCUCCAUGCGCCCUCGCUGGGUCACAAUGGCUCCUCUGUGACACUGCGGGCUCCACAAGGUCACCAUGGACCCUUGGCUCCUUGGGGCCCCUGAGUUUCACAAUGGAGACCCUCCUGGAUUGCCAAGCAGAUUGUAUUCUCUUUGCCAUCUGUAUGGCAGUUGUCUUCUGUUAAGUGGGCAGUUUUCCUUAUCUCUUCCACACCCACUCCUUCCUCAGGACAGACAUCUGCUGAUAACAAGUUAUUGAAUGUCACUGCAUGACUGAUAAGAACUACAGCAUCCCAUUGGGAGAUAAUCUGCCCAGAGGGGAGAGCCAAGCAUUCCUACCCAGAUAUAAUCUUAAAAAUUCUGGAACACCAGCAUGGCUUUCUCCACUGGAUUUCCCAGAGGAACAGCAGCUGCCUCUUCCACUGGAUCUUCAGAGGAAGACUACACCUUUCUACAGGAUCCCUGCUCCAGCAGAACCACACCUGACACUCCAGGAGGACUGCAGCCACCAUUCCAACUGGACUGCUACCAACACCCUGACCAACAGGGUGUCAGGUUGUGUUCUGACUCUGUCAGUGUUGUCUUGGUUUACUGCAUUGUUUAUUUUAUAUUUUUAUUGUUUCCCUAAUAAAGAACUGUUAUUCCUGCUCCCA
Passer domesticus (house sparrow) is the source of this 3884-nucleotide messenger RNA. RefSeq names its product olfactory receptor 14J1-like. The record is from RefSeq and is a predicted model, not a curated record. Gene Ontology annotation, cellular component: membrane. Gene Ontology annotation, molecular function: odorant binding; olfactory receptor activity; G protein-coupled receptor activity. Lineage: Eukaryota; Metazoa; Chordata; Aves; Passeriformes; Passeridae. Gene Ontology annotation, biological process: G protein-coupled receptor signaling pathway. Bases 1 to 981 code for a protein of 326 amino acids. The transcript has 3 exons.